UUUAAAGGAUUUGGGAAAGCAUUGAAGACUGGAUUAGGAGUGGCUAACGGUGUAAAUGGUCUCCUCGAUGGUAAAUUACCUUCAAAAAAUGGUCCUGGACAACAACAAAAUAUGGAAGAGGAACAAGAGGAGAAUAUGGGGGGAAAUAUGAUAAAGAAAGGAUUAAAUUCUGCUAAACAAAUGUUUAAUAAAAAUGGAAAUGAAAAUGAUGACGACGAACAAGGAGAAGGAGAUGAGGAAGAGGAGACAGAAAAUGAGGAGGAAGAGGAGGAGGGCCAAGAACCUGAACGGAAAAAGCAAAGGAGACAUAAAAAAAGAAAAGAGAAUGAAGAAGUUGAAGAGGAGGAUGAAGAUGAUGAAGGUGAAGAAGAAGAGGAGGAGGAGGAUGAAGGAACAUUGCAAGAUGAAGAAAGGGGAAAAAGUGGGAAGAGAAGAAGAAAAAGUAAAAGGAAGAGGGAGGAGGAAGAAGAUGAAGAGGAGGGGGAUGAAGAAGAAGAGGAUGAUGAGACGGUGAAGAAGAGUAGAAAGAGGAAGCAUAAAGAGGAUAAUGAUGUUGAAGAAGAGGAUGAAGAUGACGAGCAAGUGUUGGAAGAUGAAAAACCCGACCAUCACCCCCACCACCACCACCACCCUCACCACCAUCAUCAUCAACAUCAUGUAGAUCAUCAUAAACAUACAGGUAAAAAGAGGAAACGAACAGAUAUUAAAGAAGAAGAAGAAAAAAACUUUAUAACAAAACUUUCUGAUAAAGACAAAGAAAUAUUUAACGAUUGUAAAUUAGCAGAUUCUGAAGGAUUUUUUAAUCCUGGAAAACACCCAGAAUAUGCGAGAUGGUUGCAAGGAAAAUGCACAGAUUAUAUUUUAUUUAAAGGAACGAAAAAAUAA
Molecule: messenger RNA, 885 nt
Organism: Meloidogyne enterolobii
Lineage: Eukaryota; Metazoa; Nematoda; Chromadorea; Rhabditida; Meloidogynidae
Source: the annotation of a GenBank genome assembly